AUGCGAAGAUCAACGAGGAAUAGUGCUUCGGGCCCCCUACAAUCGCUCCCUUAUCCCGGCGACCUAAAGCGUAAGAGUCGCCCAGUAACCGAAGAAGAAAGUGUCCCGGUCGCAGAAGAGGAGGAUGCUGCCACUGGCCAUACAGAAUUCGGUGAGUGAGAAGCCGCCACGCAAGAAAUCGGGGAGUUUAACAUUCCAGUAGUCAACCGCCAGGACAGCAAAUCAUCAUCAGUACCCCUCUCAAGACCACGCAAACGUGCGCGCGCGUCUACGCUAGAGGUUCCAGGCGACGAUGUCGUAGAAACCGCCAGCACCAGAAAAGCCACCAAACUUGUUACGAGGCUGGAUGAGACGAGGUCGCCUGCCGGUGCUCCCGCAUCCCGAAGAAGCACACGAAAAAGCCUGCUAGGAGAUAACGUUGCUGGUGGAGCGCAAAAAGCAGCGGGGAAGCCCCGUUUGGGUGUCCGGGCCAACAAAAACCGUUCAAGUCUCGCUAUGACGGAGGCCAGGGAGGAGGGAUUGGCGGAAGAAACUGAACGAAGAAUUGAAGAGGGGAUCCCUAGCGAAGACGAGGAAGGAGGGGGCGCACGCCUGUCGGCUUCGCAUGACCCUCUCCAAUUAAAGGAAAAACAGCCCGCCAAUAGACGUACUACUCUCCCGCCCCUGAGAACAGAGCAGGCCCCCUCUGGUUCUGAAGGCGUGGAUGGUGAUCCUUUGCUAUCUAAUGGGUCACAAGAGAGUCCUGGAGAUGUAGUGGAAGAGCUCAUGAAUAGUGUUGUUACUGGCACAAUUACCCAGAUAGAUGAGACUGAAGAGCAGGAAGCAGAAGACUUAGAAUCCGAAGGCAGUGAUGUCGGGUUUGGUUCUGGCGACAAUGAGGAUGUGGAUGAAGCAAUCAGACAUCAGCUCUCCACGGAGGCUGAUAGCAGGGCAAACAAUGAGGUUAAGGUCCAGCCGCAGUCUGUGACUAGUGGAGCGGACGAUUCCCAGUGCGAAGAAUCCCUAGUUACCGCUUUCAAGGCAAAACUCAAUAGGUCCCGUGAGGUGCUGCAGACCUUCAACGAGCAGCUCAAAGCGGCUACGGAUACUGUUGACCUGCUGAUGGAGCUUCGAACUGGCAUUGAUUGUCACUCUGGGUAUACCCGCAUUCUGCAGGCGAUCAUUGGCAAGUUGGGCGAAGAGGAGUACCCCGACAAUAGCACAUUAGAGGAACUUGCAGAUUUCGCUUUGAACAUUAACACCAUAGUUUCUGAAACCAGAGAUGCUCACAGGAAUGUCAAAGCUCUUCUUGAAGAACUGGAUGUUGGAAUUGUAUCUGGCACAUCGAGUGCCCGGACGAUUGAAACUAUGUUGGAGCAAAAGGGAUUCAAGGAGAAGGAACCACCCGAUGGCAUCAAUUGGGGGCGCAUCAAUAGGAACCUGGUAGUGCAAGAAAACGAGGUUCUUAUCUUCGCAAAAACGAAACCUACAGAUUCCCAGACACCGAGGAGAAGCGCCCGCUCAAAUCCGUCCAGGUACCGCACCCAAGGGGCUCCCCCAACCCCCGAAGCGAGACCGCCUCCGCCCCCUCCCGCAAUCCCAUCGCCCCACAGCCCACUCUCAGACCCGGAGCCCCUUGAAUCUACAGCUCCGGUGAUCGGCGACGAUGCUCCAGUUGAGGUCGUCCGUAUAGAAAGCUUCGGGAGCAGACCGUCUCACACCCCUCGCCGAUCGAAACGUCGUCACGAAACCGAGGAUGACGACUCACCGCAAGUUCGCGAGGACCGGGCUUGGUCUAGCCCGGAACUAAAAGCACUCUUCCGACGCCUUGCACAGGUCCAGAAAGCUGGUAUGUUACCCUACCCCCAUAUAGACUCGCCGCACUAACAUCCAUCUAGAACCCGGUAAGAUCAUCGUCUUGGAUUCCCGCAGUGGGUACCCCCGCACCAAGGAGGAGAUCCUCACCAAAGCUAAAGAAAUUAAGGAGGAUAUGGUGAGGUCCGGGAGAGCCGGCUCUUUGAAACCCACCUGGGAUGAUAUCUAGGCCAACUUUACCCUGUUAUCCUUUUUCCCCUUUUUAUUUUUCGUUUCUAACUAUAAAAACUAAUGCCUUGUACUUUUCUGUCUGAUAAUAACGUCCUUGCGGCAUGGCAGAGGCGUUCUGUGUACUAUACCCUCAUGUAUUGCUACUGCCCUCAGGCGGGGCCCCCUUUAUGGCGUAAAAAAGCGCGUCUAGCAGUAUGAUAAAUUGAUAAUGGGUGCUGUAGCUACUUGUGGUGUAUCUUCCUGUUUAAUGACUUUCUUUCAUCUUGUCCGAACUCCCCUACUCUAAUAAGUGCGGCGGGUCUAUACAUUGCCCCGGGAAACGCGAUUUGUGGGGUGAGCUACAUAAGCUCAACAUCACAGGUAGACACACAAUGGAAAUAAAAGCUUUGUGUUUG
This is a messenger RNA of Tuber aestivum (summer truffle), 2420 nucleotides long. The record is from the annotation of a GenBank genome assembly. Lineage: Eukaryota; Fungi; Ascomycota; Pezizomycetes; Pezizales; Tuberaceae.